CCAAGGAACACAUCCAGGAGAUGAAGAAGGAGCUCGAUUCGCUCUUGCAGACAGCGGAGAAGGCGUUUGCCGUGGAGCUGCUGACGAUGCCGGCCGCCGUGAGGAAGAUGAGAAGGAAAGAGGUGCUCGAUUUGCAAGGACGGGAGGAAAUGGCUCUUGCUGCUGCAGUGACUGACUGCUCUGUAGAAGACAUGCCAAAUCCCAAACUGGUGAGAACCAACAGCAAAAAAGUUAAGGUAACUACAAUUGUUGAAUAUGAAGAUACCAAGCACAGUUCUGCAAAGAAAAUAACUAAAAAAAUCUCCAAAACCAGGUCGCUGGUUUCACUGACCUCUGGUUUAAGUGGCAAACUGAACUCUCUUUCUAGUGCCACAAAUCACAAAGCCACUCCAAAGGGAGCUAGAAGUGCUGGAUUACAACAGACUGUCUCAAGAACUUUACCUGCCAGUGGAAGAGCUCAAGGCAUGUUAAAGAGAAGUAAAUCAGUACCCCAACAUAAAAGUGUUCCAUUUGUCAACAUUCCCCUGGCUGAUGGACAGACUCUGUGCACGGCUGGUGGAGAGCUCCGCAAUAUUGAUGUGCAGCUCCUAAACCAGGACACAGUACAGCACAUCCAUAACCUGGUGAGUGAGCUGACUGUCCUGUGUGGAAAGGUAACACCUAAGCCAAGUUAAUGGAACUGUCUGGUGACUACAGAACAUUGGUGACUGCUCUUGCCUGCUGCCUCCCUAGUGUUGAAAUAAUGUCUAUUAUGUCUUAAUAAAGCUGUAUACUGCCCAGUAAAUGUUUAUAAUAAGCCUUUAUAUCAUGUGAUGUGCCUUAUUAAGUUCCUGUUAUGAAGGAUAGCACAGCAGAAGAAAAUUAUACUUUUUCUUUAUAAAAGGCUUAGGUUAGGUUUUAACUUAGUUCACAGCAAAAUGAACAGUAAGAGGCUGUAUAUAGGAAAUAAGUUUCUCUAAUAUCAACUCACAAAUAAACUGAAAUACAAGGUGCUAAAUUUUUGAACAGCCUUAAGACACUUUAAUAACUUUAGGUAUGUGGUGGCAUGUAUGAAUCUAACACAGGAAUAAAAAUUAUUUCCAGUCUUGGGUGUGACAUGACAGUAAUGUGCAAGAUGACAGGUAAAAUUAGAAUUUAUCAGGUGCUGCUGGCAGGAGCCCAAAUUAAUGCCAGCUGGGGACUGAAGCACAACUGCCCUACAGUGAUCAGCUCUUCCUCCACCCCUUCACUUCAGCCAUCUGAAAAGUUACCAUGAAUCUCUUCCUCUCCUCCCUUUCAAAAAAGCCACAGAACCUGAAUGGGGAUUAAAGGUUUAGAGUGUUACUCUAUUUUGCAAGGACUUACAAGCAGAAGACAGGUGGUGUAAUUGUUUAAGCAUUGCAGGUUACAGGGACUGACUCCUUGGUGAGAGCAGUCAGGAGAAAGGAUCAGCAUGUAACCAUGGCUUCACAAAAAGCAACCCCAAGUUUUAAUAAAUGAAAAUAAAAGAGCCACUAGAGAAUGCCACAUCAUAAGUCAGUACUGAAAUACAGAUCAAACAGUAUUUAUUUUUGCUUCAUUUUUAGAGUCUAUAACAAGGAUGUUCAGCAACACUCAAAUGCCAAUGCCUACCCAAGCACAUUGAAACCCUUGGAGUUUGUCCCUCCAACCUCAUCAAUAAAGUGUCAACAACUAUCAGAAAAAAUAACUAAACAAGUCACACUUCAGAUUUGUAAAGAAAAGUAGAGCUUCAACUUUCUCACUUAAACAGGAGAGAAACCUUGCUAUAGAGGCAGCUUACCAACCCAACACUGUUCAUGCACAACAGUUCCUUAGUUAAGGUCACAUUUUUGCUUUGUUCUGGCUUUUUUGCCAAUUAAUAGUAAUAGAACUGCAGCUGGAGAUUUUAAUAUCUUCAUACUUAAACCAAAGUGCAAACUACUAGAAAAGUAACAAAACCAUCUACAUGUAUUAUGUUUCCAGGUUAAACAGUUCUUUUUUUUAACCUGGAAACAUUUCUCUAGGAAGUGAGGCUGAAUCAGACUUUGAAUAGGAUUCAAAGGCUAAGAGAAAGACACCAUUAUUUCAAAAUUUAAUCAUUCCCCAUUUAAGGGGUUUGUUAUCUUUAGACUGAAUUCAGAUAUCCUUGUGUUUUCUUCACACAAAGGGGACAUGGCUGCAGCCUUCCCUGUGCCCAUUUUAGUCAUCUCUCAUUUCAGGAAGAGACUUGAAUGUGGCACACAAUUGUUAUCCAACCUUCACCUAGUCUUAAGGCAGCUUCAGCCUCCCUGUGUUUAUAAAAUGUCUAUCAUCUACAUAGUCUCUUCAUACACAGACUAGUCAAAGCCACUGGAAAAGUAAGAGUUACAAGGCAAAAGAAAUAUAUUAUACACCAACUGCUUUUAUUUAAUUUCAGAAACCGUUCACAAGAUGGUAGAAAAAAAA
Zonotrichia albicollis (white-throated sparrow) is the source of this 2424-nucleotide messenger RNA. The record is from RefSeq and is a predicted model, not a curated record. NCBI's taxonomy places the organism in Eukaryota, Metazoa, Chordata, Aves, Passeriformes, Passerellidae.